AUGAGUGAUCCAGAACCCUGCAGAAUUAAACAGGAAGACACUGAAGAACUAAUAGAUGUGAUGGUGAAGGAGGAGAGUGAAGAACUGAGCGAAGAUGAGGAGAAACAUGUCAAGAGGGAAGAAAAAACUCAAUCAAAGACUGAACGUAGUGUUUCAGUGAAAAGAAAAGCUGUGAAAAGUUUCACCUGCACUCAGUGUGGAAGGAGUUUCUUGCGUAGAAACGCUCUCAAGCUUCACAUGAGGAUCCACACUGGAGAGAAACCUUUCAAGUGUUCACACUGCGACAAGAUAUUUAGACAUUCUGGAAACCUGAAAACACACGUGAGGAUUCACACUGGAGAGAAACCGUAUCACUGCACCGCUUGUGGGAAGAGUUUCACACAAUCAUCUUCUCUACGAAAACACAGAAAAAACAAUCACAAUGUGAUGGAGGACAGUGAAGAACUGAGCAAAGAUAAAGAGAAAAAUCAGGUCAAAAGUGAAGAAAUAACUCAACCAAAAACUGAACAUGGUCUUUUAAUGAAAAGAACAGCUGUAAAAUAUUUGACCUGCACUCAGUGUGGAAAGAGUUUCAAGCACAAGUACAAUCUCAAUAUUCACAUGAGGAUCCACACUGGAGAGAAACCGUACAAGUGUCCGCACUGCGACAAGAGAUUCUAUCAUUCAGGGCACCUGAAAACACACGAGAGGAUUCACACUGGAGAGAAACCGUAUCGCUGCGCUGAUUGUGGGAAGAGUUUCUCAGAUCCAUCAUCUCUACGAACGCACACAACUAACUAUCACAACUUGACGAUUAAGGAGCCACAUUCCUGCUCUUUGUGUGGAAAGAGUUUUAAAAAGCGGUCACAUUUAAGGCAACAUCGGAUGAUCCACACUGGAGAGAAACCACACACAUGCACUCAGUGUGGGAAGAGUUUCAGACAACCAUCAAACCUUGUUCAACACAUGACGCUCCACACUGGAAAGAAACCGCACAAAUGUGAUCAUUGUGGCAAGGCAUUUUUGAGACCUUCACAGCUGAAGACCCAUCUUAGAAUUCAUACAAAGGAGAAGCCUUACUCGUGUUCUGAGUGUGGAAAGAGUUUUACAUAUAAACAAAGUUUAUGUCUACAUCUGCAGAUCCACAGUGGCGUGAGAGAGUUUGUGUGCUUUGAGUGUGAGAGGACUUUUAUUAAAGCUGGAGACUUGAAACGACACGAGAGGAUUCACACCGGAGAGAAGCCUUACAAGUGUUCACACUGCGACAAGAGAUUUGGUUUGCCUGAAUGCCUGAAAAGACAUGAGAGGAUUCACACUGGAGAGAAACCGUUCACAUGUACUGAGUGUGGGAGAAGUUUCAUACAGUUAUCACACCUUCAUCAACACAGGCUCAUCCACACUGGAGAGAAACCACAUAGAUGUGAUCAAUGCAGCAAAACAUUUUCGAGGGCUUCAGAGCUGAAGAGCCAUCUUAGAGUUCAUACAAAGGAGAGGUUGCAUGUGCUUUCAUAGGGUGCUUUCACACCUACACUUUUGUUUCGGAACGUGUCUCGUUUGCCCAGUUAGCGCGGUUUGUUUGGCAUAUGUGA
This is a messenger RNA of Danio rerio (zebrafish), 1568 nucleotides long. The record is from RefSeq and is a predicted model, not a curated record. Lineage: Eukaryota; Metazoa; Chordata; Actinopteri; Cypriniformes; Danionidae.